Malurus melanocephalus (red-backed fairy wren) is the source of this 4312-nucleotide messenger RNA. RefSeq names its product nitric oxide synthase 2 (gene NOS2). The coding region runs from base 201 to 3644 and encodes 1147 amino acids. Gene Ontology annotation, biological process: nitric oxide biosynthetic process. Lineage: Eukaryota; Metazoa; Chordata; Aves; Passeriformes; Maluridae. Gene Ontology annotation, molecular function: FMN binding; nitric-oxide synthase activity; heme binding. The record is from RefSeq and is a predicted model, not a curated record. The transcript is spliced from 27 exons.
AUGUAUAAAGUCAUUAUAUGCAUCUUCUUUUCUGUAUUAGGAGCAAAGUGUCCUCAGUCUCAGUCUCCUGCUCCAGUUCCAAGCUGUCCAGCUGCUCUGAAAACUUUGUCCCUCCUUUCUUCUGAUUCCCAGAAGCGUUCCCACUUCACACAAAACAAGGUUGAGCGCAGUGAACUCAAACCACAAAAAAAGCACCCAAAAUGCUGUGCCCGUGGCAGUUUGUGUUCAAGCCUCGUGCUGCCAAGAGCCAGUCCCCCAAAGAGAAGGACAUCAACAACAACGUGGAGAGAAAUAGGAAGAUCCAUGGCUCUGAAAAGGAUGAUGCCAAAUUGCAGGAUGCAGACAAGAAGCAGAUGGAGAUUCCACCUAUGGUAACUUUGGCAAAGGCUGCUGAGGGAGGAGAGAAUCUCCCUCAAAAUGGCAUCAAAGUUUCAAACCAAAUAUCAGGRUGUCCAAGACAUGUAAGAGUAAGAAACUUGGAAAAUGGAUCCAGCUUUCUUGACACACUACACCUGACAGCAAAAGAGGUUAUCAACUGUCGGGCCAAAGCCUGCCAAGGGUCUCUCAUGACCCCAAAGGGGCUGGUGAGAGGUACCAGAGAUGGGCCAGUUCCACUGGAAGAGCUUUUACCUCAGGCAAUAGACUUCAUCAAACAAUACUACAGUUCAUUUAAAGAGCCAAAAAUCAAAGAGCAGCUGGACCGACUGGAAGCAGUGACCAAGGAGAUAGAAAGGACAGGAACGUAUCAACUGACCAAGGAUGAGCUGAUCUUUGCUGCCAAGCAGGCCUGGAGAAAUGCACCCCGGUGCAUUGGGAGGAUCCAGUGGUCCAAUCUGCAGGUGUUUGAUGCACGGGAYUGUAAAACAGCCAAGGAAAUGUUUGAGCAUAUGUGCCGUCAUAUUCAGUAUUCCACAAACAAUGGAAAUUUAAGAUCUGCCAUCACGGUGUUCCCGCAGAGGACGGAUGGACAGCACGAUUUCCGCGUGUGGAACAGCCAGCUGAUCCGCUAUGCUGGGUACCAAAUGCCAGAUGGCUCCAUUUUUGGGGACCCUGCCAAUGUGGAGUUCACACAGUUGUGCAUUGAUCUGGGGUGGAAGCCGAAAUAUGGCCGCUUUGAUGUACUUCCACUUGUUCUGCAAGCAAACGGCCAAGACCCAGAAAUAUUUGAAAUACCUCCAGAAAUURUCCUCCAAGUGCCAAUGGAGCAUCCAAAGUACGAGUGGUUCAAGGAGCUGGAUCUGAGGUGGUACGCGCUGCCUGCGGUGGCCAACAUGCUGCUGGAGGUGGGAGGGCUGGAAUUCACUGCCUGYCCCUUCAAUGGUUGGUACAUGGGGACAGAAAUUGGAGUGAGGGACUUCUGUGACGUGCASCGCUACAAUAUCCUGAAGGAAGUAGGGAGGAGGAUGGGUCUGGAAACAAAUAAACUGUCSUCGUUGUGGAAGGACCAAGCAGUUGUAGAGAUCAAUGUGGCUGUGCUUCACAGCUUCCAGAAGCAGAAUGUGACCAUCAUGGAUCACCACUCGGCCGCUGAGUCCUUCAUGAAGUACAUGCAGAGCGAGUACCGCGCGCGGGGCGGCUGUCCCGCAGACUGGCUCUGGAUUGUGCCUCCCAUGUCAGGCAGCAUCACCCCUGUGUUCCACCAGGAGAUGCUGAACUAUGUCCUCAGUCCCUUCUAUUACUACCAGGUGGAUGCAUGGAAAACACAUGUAUGGCAUGAUGAAACCCACAGGCCAAAGAAAAAAGAAAUAAAGUUUAGCAUCUUGGCAAAGGCUGCACUCUUCACAUCGUCCCUGAUGCGAGGAGCAAUGGCCACCAGGACCAAGGUCACCGUGAUUUACGCGACAGAGACGGGCAAAUCAGAGACCCUCGCCAACAAUCUGAGCAGCCUCUUCAACUGUGCCUUCAGCACCAAGGUUCUGUGCAUGGAUGAUUACAAUAUCCAUGACCUGGAAAAUGAAACACUUCUUUUAGUGGUUACCAGCACUUUUGGAAAUGGAGAYUCUCCAGGGAACGGAAAGACCUUGAAGGACUCCUUGCUCAGACUGAAACUGCUGAGAAAAAAAAUUAGAUAUGCUGUGUUUGGUCUGGGCUCCAGCAUGUACCCAGAAUUCUGUGCCUUUGCUCACACCAUUGACCAAAAAUUGGCCCAACUUGGGGCCUCCCAGCUCGUUCCAGUGGGGGAAGGGGAUGAACUCAAUGGGCAGGAGGAAGCUUUCCGCAGCUGGGCAGUCAGUGCUUUCAAGACUGCCUGUGACAUUUUCAAUGUCCGUGGGAGACACAGUAUUCAGCUGCCUGAGGUCUACACCUCUGAGGAAAGCUGGGACCCAAACAGGUACAGGAUAGUGCCUGACUCUCAGCCCAUGGACCUGAACAAAGCUCUUGCAAGCAUUCAUUCCAAAGAURUAAUUCCCAUGAAGCUGAAAUUCAGGCAGAAUCUUCAAAGUUCAAAGUCCAGUCGUGUCACCAUUCUGGUUAAACUUCGCUGUGAGACUGAUCAGGAAGUGCAUUACCUUCCUGGAGAACACAUUGGGAUUUUUCCAGGCAAUCACCCAGAAUUAGUGCGUGGAAUUAUUGCUCGUGUCAAGGACGCCCCUGCAGCUGAUCAGAUUGUCAGGCUUGAAACCUGCAUUGAUGGUGGCUACUGGACAAGUCACAAGAAGAUUCCAGCCUGCACUCUCACUGAGGCUCUGACAUAUCUGCUUGACAUCACCACUCCACCCUCCCAACAACUGCUGAGAAAACUCUSCCAGCUGGUGACCAAGGAAGGAGACAAACAGAGGCUGCAAAUGUUGUGUCAGAGCACAGAAGAAUACAAUAAAUGGAAGUUUUACAACAGCCCAAAUCUCCUGGAGGUGCUGGAGGAGUUUCCCUCUGCUGAGGUGACCACAGCUUUCCUGCUGACCCAGCUGCCAUUUUUGAAGCCCAGGUAUUAUUCUGUYAGCUCCUCCUGUGACAUGACACCCAAAGAGAUUCACCUGACAGUUGCAGUUGUAAACUACAGGACAAGAGAUGGAGAAGGGCCUUUCCACCAUGGAGUCUGCAGCACGUGGCUGAACACGAUAGAGCUCAAUGAAACCAUUCCCUGCUUCGUCCGCAGUGCUAAAGAGUUCCACCUGCCUGCAGAGCCAGCCAAGCCCUGCAUUCUGAUCGGGGCAGGCACAGGGAUUGCCCCMUUCAGGAGCUUCUGGCUGCAGCGUCUCUAUGAGCAGGAAAACAGAGGGCUCAGGGCAGGGGACAUGACGUUGCUGUUYGGCUGUCGGCAGCCAGAGCUGGAUCACAUCUACCGAGAGGAAGUGGAGGAGAUGAAGAGGAAGGGGGUCCUGAAAAAUGUCUACACAGCUUACUCCAGACUGCCUGGCCAAGCUAAGGUGUAUGUCCAGGACAUCCUGCAGAGGCAGCUGGAGACUCUGGUGUGUGAGGCUCUGCACAAGCAGCAGGGCCACGUGUUCGUGUGCGGGGACGUGCGCAUGGCACGGGAUGUGGCACGGGCACUGCGGGCACUGCUGGCACGGGGACUGCACCUCAGCCCACAGCAGGCAGAGGAGUUCUUCCAGCAGCUCAAGAAUGAAAAGCGAUACCAUGAAGAUAUAUUUGGGGCCGUGUUCCCACAAGAAGGCAAAAGAGAUYUGCAACCCACCAGCUGAAGAACAAAUCCUCUUGCAUUUUAGACAACACUUGCACAUUUAUUCUUAUUUUCAAAAACCAAAGAGUCAGAUCCUUCUAUACAUGUUCAAUCAUGCACGUGUACAGGACUGUAGGAUUUGACUCUUAAACCUCAGCCUUAAUUAACUAAAAUAUUAAAUUUACCUUUUGUUGCUAUUUAUUCUGACGUGCUUUUAAUACAUGAUCUUACUAGUGAAAAUGCAAAUUAUUUUUUUAAUACUGUCUAUGCUAGUAUAAAUCUGGUGUUUUUUGUAAAUACAAGAAAAAGGUAGAGUUUUGUACUAAGUUAACUAGAGCUGAAAUCUUUUUUGAAAUGUACUGUUUGUCACCUUAUUUAUAUCAGAUUGAUUUAUUUGCAUAUAUUCACUUGAAAGCAAGUGAAGGGAUGGUUGUUUCUGGGAGUUGUGUGGCCACGAGCCUGGAUCUGGAGCAGUUUGUAAAUGAUAAUAAUGUGCUGGUCCCAAGUUUAAAUUCCUGCUGCAUCCAUCCCAGAAUAUCUGCUCAACAGGCAGCAGUGGUGAGUUCUGCCUUGUGGCACUCAGGAACAUGAACCUCAGUUGUUCCUAUGGCAGGAAGGUUCCAAAAAUUCCAAAGCACUUUGUACGUUGGGAUUCUAUUCUCUGRUUUACUUGAUUUGUUUGUAAUAAAA